CUAAGUUUCUUUUUCUCUCUUUUAUUUCCACUUUCGCCCAACCCAUGCACACUACUACCCUCCACAUAGCCCAGAUUGUCUUUUUAUGAAUAUAUAGCAGUUUUCUAUAACGUUAAACGUUCAGUAUUUGAAGUUGUCAUCUUAGGAAGCUGACUCUUUAGAUUUUAUGCUUUGUCUCUUCCAACUCUGAUCAGUAAAGAUGGUUGAUGCUAUAACACAGUCAAAGGGGUUUUCGGAAGAGAAGGAAUAUUCCUUCUUGGAACACCUUUGUUCCUUGGAUAUUGAUACACCUCAGGUAAAGAUGCCGCAUAUGACCAGCAUCAUAGCUACUGUAGGUCCUGCUUGUGAUGACAUUGAAGUACUUAAGGAUAUGAUAAAAGCUGGAGUAAACAUAUUCCGUUUGGUUAUGGCCUAUGGUGAUCGCUAUUCUUAUCACAGCAGAUUUAUAACGAAUAUCCGCCAAGUUUCUAACGAGUUGCUAACGAAUCAUUCCCCAGUCGGUAUUGCCAUUGACAUUGCUGGGCCAGAGGUCAGACUCGGCAAGCUUAAACCGGAACUUGGAAGAGAAAUAUUCUUUAAACAUCGAUCAGUCGUACGAAUCAGCUAUGACUCAGAAAACAUCAACAAUAUGGAUGAUAGCUUCCUGUAUAUAGAUCAGCAGAAACUUAUUGACUAUGCUAAGGUUGACAGUAUCAUUGUCAUUGAGGAUGGACCUCUUUCACUUAUGGUUGUAGAUAAAGAACUGCAGCUUCAGAAGUCCACCUUAAUCUGUGAAGUUAUUGAAGAGGGCCUUCUUGGUAACAGGCAGACGUGCCACAUGAAAGGGAUGCCAGACAUGUAUGAACUGAGUGACAAUGAUAAAAACGACCUGCAGUUUGCUUUGGACGAAAAGGUAGACAUGGUGUUUAUGUCGCUCGUUAGUGAUCGAAAAGUUGUCGAAUUAGCACGAGAUUUUCUUAGAGAGAGAGGAAAAUCUAUAAAGAUUAUAUCAAAAAUUGAAAACUACAAAGGAGUAAAGAAUAUCAAUGAUAUCAUCUCUGUAUCAGAUGGAAUCAUUAUAUCUCGAGGCAAUCUUGGCAUUAGCAUAAAACCUGAAAAGUUGUUCAAAGCUCAGAAAAUGAUCACUGGUCUUGCUAACAUUGCCGGAAAAUCUGUUACAUGUGCAAGCCAGAUGCUGGAGAGUAUGACCAUACAUCCUCGACCUACCCGUGCUGAAGCAGGAGAUGUCGCUAAUUCUGUCUUAGAUGGCAUUGAUUGUGUUAUGUUGUCAUCUGAAACUGCUAAAGGAAAAUAUGUAAUACAAAGCAUCAAAACUUUAGUGCAGAUCUGUCGUGAAGCUGAAGGGGCUAUGUUCGCUUACCAAUUUAUGAAAGAUUUGAGCACAAUCAGUGAUUUUCGUUUGAGCAAAGAGGAGGCCACAGCUCUUGCAGCCGUGAAGGGAGCAAUCAGCUGUGAAGCAAAAGCUAUUGUAGUAGUAACUUCUUCAGGAAAAUCUGCUGCUCUCAUCUCUCGUUAUCGACCACGUUGCAUAGUGAUUGCAGUCACAAGGUCACCAAUCACAGCAAGGCAGCUCCAUCUCUAUCGUGGAGUUCUUCCAGUCAUUGACCAAAGCCCAGUUACUGGUUUUUGGGAAAAAGAUUACAACUUAGGAAUCAAGAAAGCCUUUGAGAAUGCAGUGGAAAGAGGAUUCUUGAAAGUCAAAGACCGAGUUAUGCUGGUGCGUGGUUGGACUGAAGGCAGUGGUUCCACUGAUACGAUGUGUGUGGCUACAGUGCCCGGUGAAAAUGAUCCGCUUCCGAUGACAUAUUAGAUAAUUUUUUUUUCUUUAAAGCUUGUCGAGAGAAAAUUUAUUUCAUUGAUUAUUAAAGCUAUUUCUUCUUAAAAUGAUAUUGGAAUGUAUAAGUUCAAGGGACCAACUUCCUUUAGUUAGCAUACUUGUUUGAGGAACAAGCAAAUAUGCUAAUUUACUAACUCUAGUAAGAUUGAUGUAAAUAAAACUUAAUACUAUACUCAAA
Messenger RNA from Octopus sinensis (East Asian common octopus), 2015 nucleotides. RefSeq names its product pyruvate kinase PKM. Lineage: Eukaryota; Metazoa; Mollusca; Cephalopoda; Octopoda; Octopodidae. Gene Ontology annotation, molecular function: potassium ion binding; magnesium ion binding; pyruvate kinase activity. Gene Ontology annotation, biological process: glycolytic process. Gene Ontology annotation, cellular component: cytoplasm. The coding region runs from base 200 to 1810 and encodes 536 amino acids. The transcript has 12 exons. The record is from RefSeq and is a predicted model, not a curated record.